UCUCUCUCUCUCUCUCUCUCUCUCUCUCUCUCUCUCUCUCUCUCUCUCCCCAUAUCCCAACAUCCCUCUGACAUGAUGGUAAACCGAUAACUGACCGGCCGUCUCGUCACCAUGGGUGCCUGCCUAUGCAAAGGUCACAAAGAGUUCCAGAGUGGUCCCCAGCAUCCCAUGGAGGUACUGCAAUACCAGCCUGUCAAGGGCGGCCACGCUCCUUCCAACGGCAAUAUGUCAGAGAAGAAGAGCAGCAGUAGUUAUGACAUUGGGGAGUUGGCCACUUCCUCCCUGAUGGGACUGGUGGCGAUGAUCAAGGAGCACAUCACCAAGCCCACGGCUAUGGCCCAGGGGCGUGUUUCACACCUCAUAGAGUGGAAUAGCUGGGGGGGCAGGUGUGAAAGAGGGGACGACUUUCAGGAAGAUGAGCAGCUCUAUUCCCACCUGACCGACGAGAUCAAGGAGGCCCGCUUCGCCGCAGGAGUAGCAGAGCAAUUUGCCUUGGCUGAAGCGGCCAUGAAUGUUUGGUCGAUUUACGAAGGUCCAGAACAGCUAUCCUCCAGCUUAGACCCUCUGCAAGACAGCCACGUCGUGUCUCACUUUCUGUUAGACGUUGGCAGCGUUGGGCUCCCUCAGCAGCUGUACAGUAUCCACACAAAGGCCAACAACAACUACGAUGCUGGCUACCUGGGGCCUCCACACCCAGUCUUUUCUGUUUCCCUCAUGUCUCCCCCCUCUCAGCCAGACAGUGAGCGGUGCCCCCCAGAGGACGGGAGGACUGGAGCUUCAGAGGCCACCACCGUUCAACACGUAGACAGCAGCUCCCUAUAUGAUGAUGAGGUUUUUUACAACUAGCAGAACAGAAGAGAAGACACUGUUUGGCGGACACUUCCAUCUCCACCUUUAAAAAGGGAGAUAAAACAGAAGCACUAAUUUUGGACCGGUGACUGAUCAAAAUUCAUGUCUUCUAAAACACAAAAUGAGGAAUAGUUCUCAGAAAGGAGAGGAAUAAUCCCACCGCAAGGAAUUGGGACGUAGACAUAUCUGAGUG
Molecule: messenger RNA, 1042 nt
Organism: Salmo salar (Atlantic salmon)
Lineage: Eukaryota; Metazoa; Chordata; Actinopteri; Salmoniformes; Salmonidae
Source: RefSeq, a predicted model, not a curated record